This is a messenger RNA of Cajanus cajan (pigeon pea), 812 nucleotides long. The record is from RefSeq and is a predicted model, not a curated record. Lineage: Eukaryota; Viridiplantae; Streptophyta; Magnoliopsida; Fabales; Fabaceae.
CCUGUUACCCUGGCCUGUGCUAGUGUUAGGCUUUGGACAUUCAUUGUUCAAAAAUAAAAAUCCCAAACACCCAACAAUUUACAAAGAAUCAACCUUCGUUUUCCCAAGUUCCAACCCCUACGAUGAAGAUAAGAUUCCUUGCUUUGUUCCUACUCAUUUUAGGUAUUCAAGCAAUAUCAACCUCAGAGUUCAAUAACAACUUCACUUCAGAAGGUAAUAGCACUGGCCAACCACACAAACUUCUUGUGAUAGGUAAAUUAUAUGGAAACAUAGAAGGCUCAAUCACGUUGAAAGACAAAGUUGAGGAAACUAAAAAAGGGUACAAAGAAGAAGGACUUAAUAUUUCAAGAAAAGCACAAGGUGGAAGCUCAGGUGGCGGAGGAAAGAAAGGAAGGUCAGGUGGGGGUGGUAGUGCAGAUGUGAAUCGCCGGCCACGUCGAAGUUCUGCUCCAUCAGAGCCUCAUUUUUGGAUCUCAAGAUUUAAUAAUCUAUGUGUAAGCUUGGCUUUAGUCAUCUUCUUUCCCUUCCACCAGCUCUGAUGCAAUGUAAUCCAUGAGGCAAAAGCAUCACCGUGUGUUAUACAGUCUUGACUAAUUUUUAUGUGACAUGCAGUUGUGUUAAAUAACAUUUCACGAAUCACUAGUAGCGGUGAGAUUGAAGUAAUAUGUACGAAUUUAGUGUGAAAAUUAGUUGCCUUAUUGAGAACGUGAUUGCUUGUAGAUCAGUUUGUGUCCUCCCUUUGAAUGAUCAUGUCAUAUGUUGUCAUCCAUCAUGUCAUUUAAUAAAAAUGUAAUAUGAAUGAAUGUUUGAAU